This is a messenger RNA of Plasmodium malariae, 219 nucleotides long. Its product is annotated as conserved protein, unknown function. The coding region runs from base 1 to 219 and encodes 72 amino acids. The record is from RefSeq and is a predicted model, not a curated record. NCBI's taxonomy places the organism in Eukaryota, Apicomplexa, Aconoidasida, Haemosporida, Plasmodiidae. The transcript has a single exon. Gene Ontology annotation, biological process: intracellular transport; protein secretion.
AUGUCAGCACUAUUUAAUUUGGAAUCUAUGAUAACAGUCAUAAUAUUAUGUAUAUGUACAUGUACUUAUUUAAAGCCAAGAUUUCCAAGCAUUUUCGAUAAUAAAAAAAACGGGUUUUUAGGUACCUUAGGCAAGUUUGCAAUUAUCGGUGAUCGCUUAUCAAUCUACGUAUCAAUAGUUUGUGUUAUCUUGGCAUUUGUUAACCUGUUCUUGCGAUAG